AAUAUAAUACAACACUGUUCUUAUAUUCUUUUUAUUGCCUUUGCAUUCGCUUCAGGUGUUUCUCGUAUUUCUUGUUCCUCAUCAUGAUGUGUUUAGAUGCCAACCUUGGCAACAGCUGUUGGGGCACACCUAAGGAAGCAGCAGACUCCAGAUGAACCUGGGCAACAAACUGGUCGGGUCUUGACUCUGUCUUUCUGUAACAUGUCCUUCAAUUUACGGCUUCGGAAGCAGAACUUAGCGCUGACCGUCUGCGUGGUUUUCCUUGUUAGUCUCACUCUUUCGCUGCUACAGAGGGCAACCAGAGAGAAGACUACGUUAGGACAAUUGUCAAAGUGCCGGGAAUUGAAUCGGUUAUUUGAAGUAAGGGAAUUCUCUCAGAGUGCUCAAUUCAGCAAGACAGCCAGCGAUGAGAAGCGUGUUCGUGUUGUCAAAACGUGGAAACUUCCUCAAAAAGAUAAGGGCAUUCUGGAGCAUGUGCUACUCUCUCAGGAGUGCCCUUGGGAACCCAAUCCUGCAGCAAUGGCCCAAUACAGGGCAGAACUGGGCCAAUGUUGCAAUGCUUCCUUCUCAAUGGUCUUGACCAAGGAAAACACGCCAUUGGGAUCAAGCAUCACCUUUGACGGAAUGAAAGGAAAGGCGUUUCCGGCGAGCGCUAAGCUGGUGGACCUGCUGCCGGAGAGGUCACCCUUCCCAGAUUCCCGGUAUAGGCACUGUGCUGUAGUGGGCAAUGGUGGGAUUCUACGAAACAGCAGCUGUGGUCAGGAGAUUGACCGGGCAGAUCUAGUAAUCAGGUUCAACCUGCCUCCCAUGAAUUUCUCUGAAGACGUGGGAACCAAGUCAGACCUGGUGACUUUAAACCCCAGCAUCCUUAAUGAAAAAUUCCGAAGACUGUCGGACCGCCGGAAGCCUUUCGCCGAUUCCCUGCGCCUUUAUGGGGACGCUUUCUUCCUCAUUCCUGCCUUCUCCUUCGUGGGACACACCGAUGUCAGCUACCGGGCCCUGUACACCAUGGAGGACUUUGGCUUGGCUCAGAGAGCUCUCUUCCUGAACCCCCAUUACCUGGCCCCACUGGGUAGCUACUGGAAGUCGAGGGGCUUAGGGCCCAAACGCCUCUCCUCCGGCUUCAUGUUCACCAGUAUGGCUCUGGAGUUGUGCGAGCGCAUCACCCUCUACGGAUUCUGGCCUUUCCAACAUGACCUGGAGAACCAGCCCAUUCUCCACCAUUACUAUGACAACAGGCUGCCCAAGCAGGGGGUUCACGAGAUGCCAAGCGAGUUUUCCCGAUAUCUAGACAUGUACGCCCAGGGGUUGCUGCGCUUACGGCUUGGCAAGUGUCCGUGAGAGGGGAGCUUCCGCCUGAAUGGGCAAGGGGGUGAUCGGGUGUCUCCUGAGCUGUGGAAGAAUGGGCGGCACAAAUGAUGGCACCAAGUUGCAAU
Molecule: messenger RNA, 1436 nt
Organism: Podarcis raffonei (Aeolian wall lizard)
Lineage: Eukaryota; Metazoa; Chordata; Lepidosauria; Squamata; Lacertidae
Product: alpha-N-acetylneuraminide alpha-2,8-sialyltransferase-like
Exons: 7
Coding region: 97-1341 (414 amino acids)
Biological process (GO): oligosaccharide metabolic process; N-glycan processing
Molecular function (GO): alpha-N-acetylneuraminate alpha-2,8-sialyltransferase activity
Source: RefSeq, a predicted model, not a curated record